This is a messenger RNA of Aspergillus pseudoviridinutans, 678 nucleotides long. RefSeq names its product putative GPI anchored protein. The transcript is spliced from 3 exons. Bases 1 to 678 code for a protein of 225 amino acids. Lineage: Eukaryota; Fungi; Ascomycota; Eurotiomycetes; Eurotiales; Aspergillaceae. The record is from RefSeq and is a predicted model, not a curated record.
AUGCUCCUCUCACUUGUCGCCGUCACCGUCACCGCAAUCCUCCAGCUGGCGGUAGCCACGAACGUCAGCCCGCCGAUUCUCUACGCGCGUCACGCAUUGCAGGAUGAAUCCCUCGAGAAACGCGCAAGCUGCGCAGGCGGCGGCCAGUGUCUUCUGGGGACAUGCUGCGGCGACGGAUGCGCCUUGAACUGCUGCGCGUACGAUAACGGCGGCCUGGGCUGCGGAAUCGCAGAACGGUGCCAGUUCCACGGGAAUGUGUUUGUCGGGUGUUGUGGGAAUUUCCUCGGGGGCUGCACUGGCGAGGCGACAAGAGUCACGGUCCACUCGCCUUACUCGACUGUUACACUCGGCGGACAGACUGGUGCGAUAACUGCUACGGCUACUACCACGACGGAGCAGAUGUUUACUGCGAUUUCGGCGACGCCGACUGCGACCGCAACUACGUCGAGCCAGCAGACUGAGACUCAGACGAAAAGUAGUUCGCAUUCUCAUCGCGUCUCGACGUCAAGCACGAGUGUAACCGACGCCGGGACCACGUCUAGUAGUAGCACUCAUAGUCCGACGACGACUGCGGUGUUCUCGCAGGCUUCGCCGUCGCCGAAUGGCGGGGAUUCUGGCGUGGGUGCGGGAGCGCCCCUUCUGGCUGGGAUGGUUGCUUUGGGUGCUGUUCUGUUGUGA